AUGUUCCAAAAACUGGAGAAAUGGAAAAUGCGUACCCCCUUGGAUUCCCUCGUUACCGAACACGCUCUGCGCCUGGUCAACCAGUCCGGUAAUGCUCAAUUCACCGAUGCCAUCCUCGAUGGUCGCGUGGAGAUGGUGAGCGGUGAGUUGCCGUACAAAAACGUCUGCGCGAAGGUGCAUCCGUGGCUGUCGGACGAGAUCGACAAGGUUGUCGAUCUGCUUGGCAUCAGUAAGCGCCAAUUUCUUGAGGCGGCCUUCAUCGAAGCUGUGAACAAAGCGCACGCCAUCAUUGACGCUGAAGGCAACUGCUUCGAUACACCGGAAACGGUGGACCGCAAGACUGGUGAGGUUCGGCCUGCUGCAUCGCGCAUUCAGAUCCUCGCGGAGAACAUCCUGCAGAACGGUCAGCGACGUAUGGAGCUUGUCACUCUGAAGGUUAAGGACAGUCGGCCUUAUGCCGCGCUUGUCGGUAAGCCUGUGCGCGUCCCCGUAGGCGCGUUCGUUUCUGGCUCCGCGGUUCAGUUUUAUGCGCUCAAUGAGGCGGUGUCCGAGGACAAGCCACGUGCUGCUGCCUAG
Molecule: messenger RNA, 576 nt
Organism: Hydatigera taeniaeformis
Lineage: Eukaryota; Metazoa; Platyhelminthes; Cestoda; Cyclophyllidea; Taeniidae
Source: the annotation of a GenBank genome assembly